This is a messenger RNA of Bradysia coprophila, 579 nucleotides long. Its product is annotated as general odorant-binding protein 56d-like. The record is from RefSeq and is a predicted model, not a curated record. NCBI's taxonomy places the organism in Eukaryota, Metazoa, Arthropoda, Insecta, Diptera, Sciaridae. Gene Ontology annotation, biological process: sensory perception of smell. Gene Ontology annotation, molecular function: odorant binding.
UUAUCUUUUCGUUUUCUGUAUAAAUUGCAGUUGCUCUUCUCCACCAGAAAUCAUUUCGGUGAGGUAAUUCUUUGUUAAUACAACGGAAUCGGUGUAAAAAUGGCCAAGUCAUUACGAAUCAUUAUUGUGAUAGCUGCUAUCGUGACUGUUUGUACAGCAAUCACCGAUGAACAAAAGAAGAAAGCUUUAGUGCACGUUGAGAAGUGCACGGCGAAAAUUGGUGUAAGCCGGGACGAUGUGAUGAAAGUUUUGAUGGGUGACUUCUCCGUCACAGACACAAAUAUCGAGUGCUUUGCUAAAUGCUUUUUCGAGGAGUCAGGAUUUAUGAAUGCCGAAGGUGAGUUUCUGGACGAAGUUGCUAUAGAAAAGCUAUCGAUUAAUGCGGAUAGGAACAAAGCUGAAGCGUUGGUUAACACUUGCAAACUGAGAUUGGGCUCUACUCCGUGCGAAACUGCAUACAAAAUCUAUCAAUGCUAUAUUGCGCAUAAAGCUAUAUAAACGAUUUACCUCUAAUGUUACAAAGAUGUGUACCAAUAAAACAAGUGCUGGGGACAAUAAAUUGUCUUUCGAUAAUAAAAA